This is a messenger RNA of Nezara viridula (southern green stink bug), 783 nucleotides long. NCBI's taxonomy places the organism in Eukaryota, Metazoa, Arthropoda, Insecta, Hemiptera, Pentatomidae. The record is from the annotation of a GenBank genome assembly.
AUGAAUUUGCUCGUAGUAAACUGCAUAGGCUGCAUCGACACGUUACAGGAAAUAUGCCGUGUCCCGUCGUACACGGCUGUGUUCCCCUUCCGCUUCAAAGAAGAUAGGGUUUUCCUUUGCAGAUGGCGUCUCUUCUUCAGCAUCAUAGCCUUCGCAAUAUUGACCUAUCAAGCAGGCAUGCUUAUAAUAAGACCGAGCAAUUCCCACAUAGCAUCGCCUCUGAUAUACCUCGCCUACUGUGUCGAACAGAUGAGCGUCAAGAUAGCACUCUUCAUCGGCCUCUUCUGUACGACAUGGUACCAUCGCUCUUGGAAGCAGAUGGUACUUUAUCUCCAUCAGGUUGAGCGGACACUUCGGGAAAACGGAGUGCUAUGGACUUACCGGAUCAUCUAUCCUGUGGAUGCCAUCUAUAUCGUCUUUAUAAUAACCGUCAUGUUCCAACACGCCAUUAUCAGAUCCAAAACGUGGUACACCUUCUCUAAAGUAAUAACAUAUUACUCUUCGAUGUUGAUGCUUUUCAUCGUCACAGUCCAAUUCAAGCGUUUGGUCAUCUUCAUCUGUUCAGGAUUCAAAUUGAUUCAGAACGUCCUGUGUAAUACCGCAGUGAAUCCUCUUAAUCCUUUUCACCAGUUUUCUCAUCUCGACCGCGAACAUCUACUUUGUCUACGAAUCGCUUGGAAGGAAUGCCAACUACAAUUUUUCAGAGAAUAUCAUAAAAUUCUCAUGGUUGAUCUCGUAUUCAUCAUUCUCAGUGAUAAUCGUACACCCCUGUACUAUAAUUAA